This is a messenger RNA of Magnolia sinica, 480 nucleotides long. RefSeq lists its product as uncharacterized. Lineage: Eukaryota; Viridiplantae; Streptophyta; Magnoliopsida; Magnoliales; Magnoliaceae. The transcript has a single exon. Bases 1 to 480 code for a protein of 159 amino acids. The record is from RefSeq and is a predicted model, not a curated record.
AUGAAGCAGGAGAUUCUUAAAGGCAUUCGUUUUAACAUUGGAAAAGGAGACAAUAUCCUGUUUUGGGAAGACGUAUGGAUGGGUGAUCAAGCUCUUAAACAUGCUUUUACAGACAUCUAUCACCUUGCCCCAAACCGGCUUAUCUCAAUAGCCGACAACUAUUAUCUUCAAGGGAAUGACAUUGUAUGGAACCUGUCUAUAAGAAGAAAUCUCCGAGACAGGGAGAUUGAAGAGUAUGCAGCUGUCCUAUCUUGUAUUAGCACCGGUAAACCAGAUCAGACAGGCAUGGAUAGGUCAGUGUGGAAACCAAACAAAUCGGGCUCCUUUUCAGUUAAAUCCCUACAUAACUUGAUUUUCGGGUUUCCGGAUGAUUUAGAAGAGACAAUGAUGGAUAAAAUGUGGAAAUACAAGCUUCCUCCGAAGAUUGCGGUCUUUGCCUGGUUGGUCGGUGGAGACACCCCACCCUGGUCAAUAUCUUGA